AUGAAACAUAUUUGUGAAAGCAUCAAAGGCACUACUGUGUACCCCAUCAUCAACUCUGUCCUCCAUGACUCACGGUACUUUGAGAAGCCAGACGUCUUCUACCCUGGCCACUUCCUGGAUGUGGAGGGCAACUUCAGGAAGCGGGAGGCCUUCAUUGCUUUCUCCAUGGGAAACUGCUUGUGCUCAGAGCUCUUCCUCUUCUUGACCUCCAUACUGAAGAACUUUUCCUUGGGCUCUCCCAAGGCCCCAGAAGAUAUCGACCUCACUCCACGGAAGAAUGGGCUGGGGAAACUGCCCCCUGUGUACCAGCUCUCCUUCCUGCCCCGCUGGGGAGAGAAGGAGAAGGGAUAUAGUUCCCUUCAGCGUCCUUGCCUCCAGCCUCCACCUGUAUCUACAAUGAACUUUUAGAGGCCGCCUACUCCUCCCUGCUCACUGUCCCCUCUGGAAAGUACCUUCCUGAGUCUCUCCUUCAUCCAGUCUGCUAGGCACCAUUCAUCCCCAAUGGUCUGCACUGCUGACCCAGGAUAAAACCUUAGGGUUUCUGGACCAAGAAAUACCUUCAGAACCUUAGUGAUACCACCACCUCUAGCUCAGCUUGGGAAACUGAGGCCCAAGUGAGGGAAUGAUUUAAAUCCAAGGUUACCUAGGGUAGCUGAGCAGAAUCUGGUGCCCUGCCACUCUACCUUGUCUCCAUCUAUAUCCCCCACUUCCACCCUCCUGUUUCUUCCUUGAGUUGAAAGAGCCAGGGCAGCCCUCAAGUUCUGUGCCAUGUGACUCCAAAAUGUCUCUCUUACCUCUCUGAUUUUAUUCUCCAAAACCAGUGAGAUCAAAAUAAAGCUCUGCUACUU
Myotis brandtii (Brandt's bat) is the source of this 848-nucleotide messenger RNA. Its product is annotated as cytochrome P450 2B11-like. The transcript is spliced from 3 exons. NCBI's taxonomy places the organism in Eukaryota, Metazoa, Chordata, Mammalia, Chiroptera, Vespertilionidae. Bases 1 to 408 code for a protein of 135 amino acids. The record is from RefSeq and is a predicted model, not a curated record. Gene Ontology annotation, molecular function: iron ion binding; oxidoreductase activity, acting on paired donors, with incorporation or reduction of molecular oxygen, reduced flavin or flavoprotein as one donor, and incorporation of one atom of oxygen; heme binding. Gene Ontology annotation, cellular component: cytoplasm; intracellular membrane-bounded organelle. Gene Ontology annotation, biological process: xenobiotic metabolic process.